AUGAGGGCGAAGGCUUGGCGUUUAAGCGACCCCGGCUUAGCAGUGAGCAGACGACUUCGGCCUCUAGCCCAGUACUUGCAAUGCAUCAAGGAGGAUAUUGUUGUGGUGAAGAGGUUGGUGGAGCGUCGGCGUCUACCGUUGAGAGGCCUCUCUUUGGCGCAGCAGUGCAAUAAUGACCAAUCCGACAUCACCACAGCCGAAGAGCAUUUGGUCUUCUUGGAGGGCCUCAGGGACCACGGCCGUGAUUGGACUAUUAUUACGAGCAACAUACCUACUCGAACCAACAAGCAAGUGAGGUCUCAUGCUCAGAAGUACUUCCAGGAUUUAGACCGCCGUCUGCAGGACCAACAGGACCCAGGUCGAGUGGUUCAGUCGAGACUGUCGCAAUCACAAGGAUUGGUACAACAACAGGAGAGCAAUAAUAACAGCGCUAAUCAAGCAAAGGAGCAACUUGCAAUAGAAGAGCUUCUUCGGUCACUGACUGUAGCCCAAGGGACACAGAACCUAUCAAAGCACACAGAAAGGGUUGAUGAAAACUCGGCAUGGAAUCCGCGACCAGCGGGAGCUACGGUGAGCACAUGUCCACAUGAGAGUGCUGGUGAAGCGGUUCCCGCUACAGCUCAGGCUACGAUGAGGCCCGCCGCAUCGGGAGCGGUGUGUCCCAGUAACCUAGAGUUGGCUGCCUUGGCCGCAGUAGCAGCGAACCUUACAUCCAAACGAGGAGUGUCAGACGUGAAUGCUCAUGGCACGGCGGCCCAGCCGUUCGUCCAAGGCCUCGACCUUUCUGCUAUUGCAGCUGCAGCUAGUGCCAUUUCAUGUGCUCCUGCUACGCCCCCACCGCCAGCACCACAAGAAAAAGCUUCCGCAACUACUAGGCCUGGCAGUGGCGAGCAAGCAUCCAGCAGCAGCCUGCAGACGGCUCGUGAUAUCGGCCUGCUCACAGGAGGAGAUGUCCUCGCCAUGGACAACCACCUCACUUUUGUUGAUAAUAUGAGGAGUAUACUUCACCAUUUUUUGAGUGCCUUACCUCCAGCUAGUGCGGCGUAUGAGGAGGUCUCCGCCUGUCUAAAGGACGUUGAGGCUCAUUUACAUGAGUGCCGAGCAUGGGCUCCUAUAAUGACGGAGAAGCUGCACUCGACGGGUCAGCAGCUGUAUGCGAGGACCUCCAUGUUAUUUGAUAAGUACAUGAACAGCAAUAACAGCUCCCUAAAGGGGACAAGCCCCAGCAACAAUGACGGAAUCCAAGGGCAACCUUGUCAUACAUCCAAUCAACAGUUCUUUCCUGUUGCCGGCGAAUCCAAUUGCCCCAUCUCGACUGAAUGUGCUGGUUGGCAGCAGACUGCUGUGGUUCCUGUUGCUUCUUCCGAGUCACCCGAGCGUGGUCCAUUCUAG
This is a messenger RNA of Perkinsus marinus ATCC 50983, 1392 nucleotides long. RefSeq lists its product as hypothetical. Lineage: Eukaryota; Perkinsozoa; Perkinsida; Perkinsidae. The coding region runs from base 1 to 1392 and encodes 463 amino acids. Gene Ontology annotation, molecular function: DNA binding. The transcript is spliced from 16 exons. The record is from RefSeq and is a predicted model, not a curated record.